CCAGAACCGCUCUUCACAUACUCACGCCAUGUCAAGCAGCUCGUCCAGUGGCUACUCGGACGAGGACCUGGAGGCAUCAGCGCCAAGCGCCGCGGCCCCAUCGGCCUCGGAGCUGAGCCACGCGGUGGAACUGGCUCAGAUCUGCUCCUUCUGUACCACGUUCCGUCAGCCACUGCGCCUACCGAGCUUCUCUCGAACGGCCCUCCAAGAAGCCAUUCUGGGCGCUUCCAACGGCGAUAUGACUCAUGUGGAAUUGUUGGCCGAAUUACACUUCAAGUUGGCGCGCGAACACCCGACGGCGAAAAUGGAAAAAAUGUGAGUGCAAUGUUGUUGCCCAUUGGUGACGAGGCUGUACAGCCAAUGGUUGCGCGUACACAUGUACUAAUGCGUUUUGGUGUCGAUUCACAGGGUGCAGGACUGGGAAAAGACCUUGGCUCGUAAACUGCAGGAUAACUGGCGCAAAGAAUUCACUGCGAAUCCCAUGGGCGGAGGCGUGACGUAUGCACGACUAACGGUGUUUGAAAGGGUGAAAAUUCUGGAUGCGCUGUGCCAUUGGAAACUCGACACGUGUGCCGAGAUCCACAAACACAUUGCCAAUUUGCAAAAAGAAAACGACAACGAGGGCAUUAAGAAACUGCGAGCAGGGGAGAUCGGAACGGAUGACAAGGGAGUGUCGUACUGGUAUUUUGAUGAUGGAUGUUGGAUAUACGCCGAAGACAAGCCACGGUGGCAACUUGAAGACAGGAAACCGUCGUAUGUGGUGGAGUUUGCAAGUGCCAAACGAAUCCGAUUAUCUAUUAAUUUUGACCCGGACCAGGAUUCGUCGGCCCCACCGCUCCGAUUGCCAGUAAAAUCCGUGGCUUUCGCUGACGAAGUCAAAGAGGAGAAGAUGAAAAAGGAGGUGGCACAGUGCUCAUCGGAUUCGAAGGUGAAAAGCGAAAGUGUUUCUACCGAGACAGUAAAAUUGGAAACGACUGUCGAAUUGGUCAAGACAGAGAAAGAAGAGUCAACGUUGGUAUCCGUGGCAAAAGAAGUUCACGUCACUACAGACGAAACUGCGGCUGCUGUGAAAGAAGAGGCCUCGCAUGCUGCCCAGACUCCGACUGCCAGGAGAAUGGACAUUAAUGCGCUGUGUGCGUCCGUGUCUCCGUUGAGUGAAGAAGCUGGGGCCUUACACCAGUCUAAUGGAUCUAUUCAGACGCAAGGUGAUGACAACGUGAGUAAAUCGGCAGGUUUGGCUUCCGUGUCAAUCACGACUACACGAAUGGAGUCACCACGAUCACCGGACAAACAGGAAGAUACUACUUUAUGUGACAAGAAGGCUACGGCUUCAAAUGAGGAGAAAACUUCUUCUAAGAGCCCAGGAAAGGAGUCGCCAGUGAAGAUAAAAGAAGACAAUGCAGGUGACCAUACCCACCCAUCCGUAGUGGCCAUAGUGGGCUCCAAAAAGCGUACAAUUAUCGACGACGACAGCAGCGAUAGCGAUGUUGAUUUAUCAAAGGAAACAACGGAUAAAAAGGUGGAGUCUAAAGCGGCAUCAUCCCCGCCACCAAGAAAGAAACGUAAAGCAAGCAUUGAGAACACCAGCAACGCAGCAGCUUUGAGCACGGACACCAUCAAAGAUGAGUCAAUGGAGCUUGUUAGUACGCAAUUGAACGGCACAACGGCCUCUCAAGAGUCUCAUGGCGAUACUCAAGUGUCUAAAGGCGACGCUGUGGCUAAAGAAACGAGGCCAGUAGUGUCCAAAGCUGGUCCUGUGCCAACGAUUGUCAAAGAUUUGAGCUCCCCGUCGUCAAAAGUGAAUGCUGAAGCAAAAGAACCGAGCCCUUCAACCGCUGUACCGAAAGAUAGCAGCGAAGAAACCGGUAACACUGAAGCGAAGAAGCCUGAGGAUUCAGCAAGUCAAGUAACACCGUCGGGUCCUGCUUCAACGUCACCGACCGAUCCAGCUGCAGCACCGGAAUCAUUCGACAUUACCUGUGAAAGCUGCAAAAAGUGCUAUGAUAUGAGGUAUGUGGAUCCUCCAUUAGUGGAGCGACCAACCGAGGAGUGGCGAUGUUUUGAGUGCCUGGUGAACGAUGCUCGUGGCUGGCCCCGUCGACGGAAAUCUACCCCGAGAGAGACUUUCUCUCCGCGUGAAGAUGAAUCGUCAUCUAGGAGACGAAGCUCAUCGUCAAAGUCUCGCAGUGGAUCAUCAUCGAAGAAGUCGAAGAAAAGCUCCAGUAAAAGUCGCUCCAGCUCCUCCUCCAAGAAGAAAAGCAGCCACAGCAGCUCGUCCAAGCGAAAGUCGUCCAGUAGCAAGAGCAGUUCUAGCAAAAAAUCGUCCUCUUCGUCUUCGAAGAAGCACAAGAAGCGCAAGUCCUCGUCAUCUUCGCAUCACAGCAGCCACGGACACCACCGAAGGCGGCAUCAUUAUCAUGCAGAAUUUGCUAAGCUUGUGACCUUGUUCCGUGAACGGCAAGAGCAGCGUCUUGGUAUUGAAGAAGCUCGAAUAAACGGAGAUCUCCAGAUGGCUUUUGAUGAAGCCCCUCAAGGCUGGCGUGUGGUUAGCUCCACGCUUGAUGAUUUACGCGCACUGAUCGAGUCGCUGUCUGGCGGAUCUCUGGAGCAAGACCGACUGAGAGGGCGACUUAUCUUGAUUAUGAAGGAGCAAGAGAAACAAGAGGAGGAACGGCGGAAGCAACAAGAACUUGCUUGGAAUAUCCUCCCACGGCGGCAAUCGUCUCGCAUUGCGAUCGGAAGAAUGAAGAACCAGUCCACGCAGGAGUCGGAUGUGGAAGACAGAUAUUCUGACGACGACGAGGAGAACCGACGUCCGGGUUUGCGGUCAAGAAGAUCGCCUGAUGGUGUCGAUGACAGGCAAAAACAUGACCGAGCGUGGCGGGCACGCCGGCGACAUCAGGGUUCAGACGAUGAGGAUGUAGAGGAUGAAGAUGACGAGUUGGAUAGUAAUGGUGUGACUGCCGGAAAUUGGAUAGACUGGUCGCUGUUGAAGGGUAACACUCGCGCUCUUUCAACAGUUUGUUUGGCACUCGUCAACCGGCUUUUAAAGGAAGAAGCUGCGGAACUUUUCUCGCGACCUGUUGACCCAGGGAUGGAUGGCUGUCCGAAUUACUUGUCUGUGAUCACCCAUCCGAUCGAUCUUGGUACAAUUCGAUCUCGCGUUGAAGCCAAAUUUUACCGGAAAUGGGAAUUAUUUAAGAAGGACGUUGAACUGGUGUGGCAGAAUUGUCGUACAUUCAACGCUCCUGACACGUUGGUAGUGCAGUUUGCCGACACGCUCUCGAAGCUGUCACGCUCCAUGUGCAUCGCUGCAGAGAAGAAAGGUGUGGAUCGCAUGAAGGACAGGAGAAGUGAGGACGAAGAGAGCGGGAACGAGAGUGAGGAUAUCAUGAGUGAUGCGAGCAAGGCGGAAUCCCGUAGCAGUAUUAACAAGGCGUGGACAGAGAGCAGUGCUUCAGAAAGUAGCGACUCCAGUGAUGGCUCCUCUUCUGAUGGCGACAGUGAUAGUGACGCAGCUAGCCGCAAACGAAGACCAUCGCGCUCGUCAUCCAAGAAACCGCAAACUCGCGCUCGAUCUACGAAGUCAAGUCGUACUAGUCGUCCAGCAAAUAAGCGCAGCAGUCGGAGUACCCGAACUCGUUCGUCCAGGAAGCGUUCAGCACCCACUUCAAGCAGCGAAGACGAAUCCUCAGCUUCAGAGGACGCAAUUUUUUCUCCUGUUCGGAAGAAUCCGCGGCCAAGUCGAGCGUCAGUGUCCAAGUCUAAAGACAAAGUGGAUCCGCCAACGGAGGACGAAGAUUUUAGUGCCGACGAUAAAGCAGUCAACCGGCCCCCUCCGCCCCAGAAUGGCGCUCCGUCGCCUUCGCCGCCACCUCCGCCACCACCGCAAGUGGCUCAGAAGCGUCCGAAGCCCCGACUCAUCGUUAGCGACAGUUCCAGCUCCGAUAGCUCCGAUAGUGACGACAACUCGUCUUCUUCUGCGUCGUCUGAUUCUGAUGGGUCCGAUAGCGAUGCACGUCCCGCGAACAAGCCCCAGCCGCCUCCACCGUCUGCUGCAGAAGCUCCUGCUCCGCCCCCACCAUCGCCACCUCCACCUGCUGCGUCGCCAGAGGACAGUAAACCUCCUGUGCGACCAUCACCGAGUCACAAGACCAAGCCGAAGACUGCUGCUACUCAAGGCAAGAAGAAAGCGUCACCCACAGCAGAGACCGGCUACACCCACUCACCAGCCUUGUUGAACUCGUAUCUCUCGUCUUCGUCUUCUUCGUCCGACUUUUCUUCGGGUGAUAGCGAUUCCAGUGACGGAGACAGUGAUAGCGACUGAGGUGACUAUAGGUAAAUAUCAAACAGGGAACCUGAGUGGCAACUGCACAAGUUAGUGUGUAAUUUUGACUAGCGUCGCAAAGAGCACGUAUAGCAUAAGACCGUCAAUUCAUACGUGUUGGCAAUGCUCC
Phytophthora nicotianae INRA-310 is the source of this 4457-nucleotide messenger RNA. RefSeq lists its product as hypothetical. Gene Ontology annotation, molecular function: protein binding. Lineage: Eukaryota; Oomycota; Peronosporomycetes; Peronosporales; Peronosporaceae. The record is from RefSeq and is a predicted model, not a curated record. Bases 482 to 4327 code for a protein of 1281 amino acids. The transcript is spliced from 11 exons. Gene Ontology annotation, biological process: regulation of DNA-templated transcription. Gene Ontology annotation, cellular component: RSF complex.